Molecule: messenger RNA, 1165 nt
Organism: Haemorhous mexicanus (house finch)
Lineage: Eukaryota; Metazoa; Chordata; Aves; Passeriformes; Fringillidae
Product: potassium channel subfamily K member 16-like
Exons: 5
Coding region: 117-1001 (294 amino acids)
Biological process (GO): stabilization of membrane potential; potassium ion transmembrane transport
Cellular component (GO): membrane
Molecular function (GO): potassium ion leak channel activity
Source: RefSeq, a predicted model, not a curated record
UCCAGGGCAGUAGCUGGGAACAUGGGUGUGUGAUUCCUGGUGUUUUGGGUAGGUCACAUCUUGGAACAGUAACCUGUGAAGUACUGAGCAGGGACUGACAAGGGCAGAUCAGCAGCAUGCCCCUCCUCACCAUGCACAGCCAGCAGAUCAGCUGGACUCCACUGCUGGUUCUGGGGUACCUCUUUUACCUUCUCCUGGGUGCUAUGGUGUUCCAGCUGCUGGAGAAACAGGCAGAAACACAUUUUCGGGACCAGUUCCAGCUGGAAAAGCUCAAGUUCCUGCAGAAUUACACAUGCUUGGACAGACAAGCCCUGGAGCAGUUUGUUCAGGUCCUCAUGGAAGCAUGGGAAAAAGGGGUCAACCCAGAAGGAAACUCCACAAAUCCCAGUAACUGGGACUUCAGCAACUCCUUCUUUUUUGCAGGAACUGUUGUCACCACUAUAGGUUAUGGUAACCUGUCCCCCAGCACAGUGGCAGGGCAGAUCUUCUGUGUGUUUUAUGCCUUAUUUGGAGUGCCCCUCAACCUGGCCUUCCUCAAUCAGCUGGGGAAAGCUCUCAAUGCUCAUCUGCUUUCCCUGGAAAGAUGGGUGCAAAAGCCAGGGCGUGCCCAGGUGGUUCAAACACUGGCAGUGGCCAUCUUCCUGAUCACUGGGACCUUGCUUUUCCUGGUGUUCCCACCAUUAGUUUUCAGUUAUGUAGAAGGCUGGAGCUACGGAGAAGGCUUUUACUUCACCUUCAUCACCCUGAGCACCAUUGGAUUUGGGGACUAUGUAGUAGGCACGAACCCCAACAAGCACUAUAUCCCUGUGUACAGGAGCCUAACUGCAAUAUGGAUUGUUUUUGGCUUGGCCUGGCUGGCUCUGGUCUUCAACGUGGGAGCUGACUUGAUGGAAAGAUACCUUCAGCUAAAGUGGCACAAGUCUGACUUAAGCUUGGCAGAAGGAGACACCACCAAAUUGGAAGAUGAACCUGAGCAGCCUAGGAUCCAUAUCCCUAGUUGAGAAAGGUACAAAGAAAGUAGUCUUGAAACUGCACCUUCCACCUCUAUCACACACUAAGCGACCCCUGUGGAUAAAGGACUAAACCACAGGUUGUGGACUGUUUCCUAAAGAGGAAAUGGUUCAGAUCCGUGGAAAUUCCACACCCUGUGUAGGCAUCAGCCAGU